UGCCCUUUCACAAGUCAGCACAUUCCAGGGCACACCUCAAUAUAUUCAAAUAAAACUGAAAAAAUGUGUAAUUCCCCUACUUCAUAUUUACAUCGCUUGUUCCUGGUUAAGCGUCUGAGCCACAGCGAGUGACUGCCAAAGCUACAGCCCUUUGCCCAUCUCUGAGUGAAGGCACGGUCUAUGAUGGCGAGCGCGGCUCCCAGUGACAGUGAGGCUCCAGGGGAGUUGAUCUGCCUCAUCUGCAGGGAGAUUGAUACAUCAUCCUGCUGCCCGAAGUGCCGAGUGACCUUUCCUCAGAGGCCCCAGCUGAAGGACGUCGCGAUCGCCAAGCUGGCGGAGGAGUGUUGUGCCGGAGGGACGAUGGCCACGAUGGUCUGGUGUAACUUCUGCAGUGAUGGCACAACCGCUGCCACAAACACCUGCUUUAAGUGUAAGCUGUCCUAUUGUGCUGCUCAUAUCCUGCCUGAUCUGGGUAGACUCAGCAUCAAUGACCACAUUGUGGUGCAUCCAGGAAGGAGUUCUCAAGAACGAAAGUGCAAGGAGCAAAGAAAGGAGCUCGAACUUUUCCGCAAACAGGACAAGAAAUUGGUCUGCAGAACCUGCACCACGACAGGAGACCACAGGGGUCACAAUGUGGCUACACAGGAUGAGCGUGAACCACCGAAGAAACAAGUCAGGGAGGAGAAGCGAGCAGUGGAGGAGAAGAAGUGGAAGGCGAAGGAGUACGUGAGCCAGAUGGAGGCCGCUCGCAGGGAAGUGAAGGUACCGUGCCUGGGCCGGACUCUCACCCCAUGUCUUUACCACCCCGAGUAGGGUUUUUGAUGGAGGACAACUCCCUUAAUUCACAUAGACUUCCAAAAGCUUGAACCCAUGGUGGGACUAAAGACAAUGGUCAAUGCGAUUCAAUACCUAGACGAAAGCAGCGGAUCUUAUCUCCAAUGAGGAACUAAAUCGAUUGUGGAAAUUCUACAUGCCAUGCAGUCAAUAUCCCCAAACAAACAAACAUUUCAAAUUCUAUAUUGGCCAGAGAUGGCACAUACCUCAAUUUCAACACAGAUACCUCCGUUAACAAAUACACUGGGAAUCAAGCUCCUUUGUAACGAAGUCAGCUGUGGAAGGAUAUUUUUUGCUAAAAUAUUGAAAUAAAUAUCUUUAAAAAAUUUGCAAAGCGAGUCAAGAGUAAAAAGUCUAAUGCUGCGGCAUGCCCUGUAAACACGACUGAGUGGAUAAAGAAUUAAAGCUUUCGUGACUGCAUAAAUUACUCAUUGGUUUUUUCGGUAA
Petromyzon marinus (sea lamprey) is the source of this 1281-nucleotide messenger RNA. RefSeq lists its product as uncharacterized. The record is from RefSeq and is a predicted model, not a curated record. NCBI's taxonomy places the organism in Eukaryota, Metazoa, Chordata, Hyperoartia, Petromyzontiformes, Petromyzontidae. Gene Ontology annotation, molecular function: zinc ion binding.